Messenger RNA from Vitrella brassicaformis, 2367 nucleotides. Lineage: Eukaryota; Vitrellaceae. The record is from the annotation of a GenBank genome assembly.
CCCAGGUCAAGUUUGCAACUGCAGGUUUGAGCUGAGUUUGAGCAACGAUGGCCCAGCGUGAGUAUCUGAGAGCGCCUGAGCGGCGACAGAGGCAGGAGAGCGUCCUGCGGCAGGGAGAGUCCCGGGCCCGGCUGCGAGUGCCAAUUGAGGAAGAGAGGCGACAGGUGGCCCACCAGCUGCAGCUGCAACAGGGUGGCCGGCAGGGGCAGGCCGAGUUGCCUGCUCGCGUGCCAACACGGGAGACGGCAGACUAUGGGGCCAGGUACGUGCCCGACGAGACGGUGGACGCCGCCUCGUUCCUCGACGGACCGGCUGCAGGAGGGCUCCCCGUCUCCGUCAACCGCCGCACGGAGUAUCAGGGCACAAACCAACGCAAUGGCGCCGACCUGUUCUCCGAAUACACUCAAGUAGGCCAGAAGAGCGCCUCGAUCGUUCGGUCACUAUGAGUGUUUUCUCUCGCUCUUUGUGUGUAUCGGUCGGUCGUCAGGUGCGCGGCGGUGUGGCCGAUGGGCGUCUGACAGGACGAGGUGACGAAGUCAGAGGGGGCUAUGGAGACGGUCGCAUAACGGGCUACCCAUACCAGUACACGGCCAGCGACCGUUAUGAGGUGAGUGCCUCACUCUUUAGGCAGUCACCCAUACACAUCCAUUGCUCUCUCUGCUCCCUCUCACCUUUCAGCCCGCAGCCUACGACGCUUAUGAAUUCGCCUACCCAUAUUUGCGUCCGGAGGAGCCCCACCGUCCGAGGGGAUACCCCAACCAGAUGACCAUGGAGGCGCAGCAGUACGGCAGCGGCCGCCUCACGUCGACUGGACAGAACGACGCCUACGGCGGUGCCCCUCCCAGCAGUCGGCCACACCGGUAUGAUGGGCGGCUUCCCUUGUACUCGCAGCAUCAAACCAAGCACGGGCUCAGCAGGGACGGAGUGGGCGGCCAGCCGGACUACUCCUCGCGUCGAGCCUACCGCGCUCCAAGCAAUAUCAGCAAAGUCAGCAAGUCAUCGGUCGUGUCCCGAGGCACCCAGUGCAGCAUCGUGACCACACAGACGGCAGUCGGGCCCCGGAACAAGACGCGUGGUGCGUCGCGACACCACCACCACCAGCAGCAGGUGGAGGCGACGGCCAGUUCGAUGGGCCGCUGCGCGCCGCCACCGGACACACACAACACCCACAAUGGUCAGAACAACGGAUCAGGUGGCGGUUUGUUCGGCGGGAUGUUCUCGGGCUUGGGCUCCCUCCUGGGUGGGGGCCGGGCCUCUGGAGGUGAGGAGGGGUGUGGUGAGAUGAGACACACAUAGCCCUUCUCUGUCACUCAUUGGCACAUCGUCGACACGUCUGUUUGUCCGUCUGUCUGUCUGUCUGUCUGUGUCAGCGGUGCGUGAGGAGACGCGAGAGUCCCCACUGGAUCGCCGCUCCAAUCGCCGACACAUCGAUGACCGCUACGCCAAUGGUGCCCAGGUGAGUCUCACCAACACAGUCAGCCACAUACCUCGGUCGUGAUCAAGAGGGUCAUGCUGUGUCUGUCUGUCCUUCUGUCAGGGUAGGUCGUACGAGUCCCGCUACCACCGAGAACCCAAGACGGACAGGCAGCAGGAGGUUGAGGCCUACGCGAGGGAGCUGGACUAUUGGAAGGGCUUCUGGGAGAUGGAGCUGCAGGAGCGCUCGGAGAUCCAAGAGCGGCUCCGCCGACAGCUCGAGGAGCGGGCGGCGGAGCGGGAGAAGAAAAUGGAGCGCUUCCACCGACAACAGAAGGAGAAAAUGGAGCGUGAGUGGCGUGAAGUGGAGGCCAAGAAGGACGAAAUGCGCCGCAAAGAGCAGGAGCUCGAGGAGAAAGAGAAGGAGAUCGACCAACAGCUGCAGCAGCUGCAACACCAGAUGCAGCAGCUGCAGCACCAGCAGCAGCAGCGUCUCAACAGCGACAACGAGACGGCAGACAACCAGCAGCCUUCGAGCACCUCUGACACCGUCCCCCCAACCCCAACUGGAGCAGUGCAGGAGGCAUCCAGAGUGGCUGAAGCAGACGCCACUGGCGAGCGACAGCGGGCCCGCCAGAUGCUGCAGGAGCUCGAGAGCAAUCCUAACUUCAAGAACCUCACCGUGCCAUCCGCCAGUGGUGGGCGCCCACACGAGGUGUAGGCUGGCCCCAGUGCACGGCCGCUUGUUGCAACAGACAGUCUGAGAGUAAGAAUACGAGCCAAUGAAAUGAAUGGCUGGCUGGCCGUCUGAGUGACUUGCCCGUUGUGUUUGUUUGGACGGUUAUGGAUGCAUAGAGCGCUCGGACAAGUCUAUGCCUUGAAGCAUUGCAAACGGCACUCUCAGUGCAUGGCGCUUACCCCUCUCUCAGCACACACGCCCGGCACUGCAAUUCA